This is a messenger RNA of Drosophila ananassae, 928 nucleotides long. It is a transcript of the gene MAGE, whose product is annotated as melanoma-associated antigen 9. The coding region runs from base 118 to 822 and encodes 234 amino acids. The record is from RefSeq and is a predicted model, not a curated record. The transcript has a single exon. NCBI's taxonomy places the organism in Eukaryota, Metazoa, Arthropoda, Insecta, Diptera, Drosophilidae. Gene Ontology annotation, cellular component: nucleus.
GGUAUAUUUAAGCGCCUUAUCUGCAGUCACACUACUUCUUAAAAUAAUAUUUCGCAUUUUCCUGUUGUCACAUUUAAUAUUAUAUUUCCCGAAUAUUAAGGAAAAUUUGAUGCUAAGAUGGCUAGCACAUCUCGCGCUGCUAGAAGCCAAAAUGGGAACCUAUGGGAGCCAGACGGCUCGCAGCCCAUUACUGAAAUAGACGACAAAGUGCGCGGAAUUUUGAACUAUAUCCUGGAUCACUCGGCGGAAAAGAUUCCCAUCAAGGAAAAGGACAUACUCGCCACUGUUGGAGACAAAAGGGAUCUGGUACGCCGCCUGCCACUGGUGGGUAAUUUGCUGGCCAGAAAAUUUGGCAUAAUAUUGAAACCGAUCGAUGCCUCCGGGAAGACGUUUAUUUGCACUGCGGAGACACCGAUGGCCUCCAUUCACGAACUGACUCCUGCCCAGCGGCCACAGUAUACGCUUCUAUAUCUCAUCCUCAUGUACAUCUUUUUGCGCGGCAACCGCAUCGAAGACACGAAACUGUACGGCAUGCUGGAGAUGCUGAACAUCGUUGUCGAUGAGGAACAUGGAUACUUUGGACCCAACAUUCGGAAGCUGAUCGAGGAGACUUUCGUUAAGCAGCAGUACCUGAAGCGAGAACGCUCCCAGCUGAGUGCCUACGACGACGCCAAGGUCUACUUCCUCUGGGGCUUGCGGUCUAAAGCCGAGUUCUCUUACGAACAAGUCGUCCAGUUUGCGUCCAGACUUUUCAAUCAGAAUCCUAUUAACUUCGACUCCCACCUAAAGAUGGCCAAAGAUCUGGACAACCAGGAGGAUUAAAAGUAAAUCCAAUAAAAAAUGUAUAUAUUAUAGCUGUUUAAUGAUUCGUUAAAUAAGUAAAACAAAAAACAUUUUAUAAAUUAAAAACUAUAUUUAAUGAUAAAAA